Molecule: messenger RNA, 2614 nt
Organism: Ananas comosus (pineapple)
Lineage: Eukaryota; Viridiplantae; Streptophyta; Magnoliopsida; Poales; Bromeliaceae
Product: pentatricopeptide repeat-containing protein At1g08070, chloroplastic-like
Exons: 1
Coding region: 187-2418 (743 amino acids)
Biological process (GO): RNA modification
Molecular function (GO): zinc ion binding; protein binding; RNA binding
Source: RefSeq, a predicted model, not a curated record
GGUUAAGUUCCGCGGUACCGGGAUCAUGUGAAACCGGCGGUUUUAGUGUUUCGGUACCGACUUGAGUCGAAUCCGCCAAUUUGUGGUUCUACGUCACCGACUUUAGCUUGCGAAGUGUUUCUAUGUCCUUCCCCAGAUCGAGGUAUCGAUUUCGAAGAGAAGCGAAACAGCUCUUCACCCCGUUGAAUGCUCUCCUCUCCCACGCUCUCCAAGCUCCUCCCAUGGCUAACCCCCUCCUCUCUCAAGCAAUCCACACAACUGCACGCGCUAAUGGUGGUCUCGGGCUCUCUCCUCUCCCCUCCCGCAACAACCCAUCUCUUCAAAUCCAUCGUCGACUCCCUACAACCACCCAAUCUUUCCUACGCCCUACAAUUAUUCGCCCAAAUCCCCUCCCCUUGCACCUUUCUAUGGAACACCGUCAUUCGCGCGUGCUCUCGCAAUGGCGCUCCCAGAGAAUCCAUUCGCUUGUACGACCAAAUGCAUCGAAGAGGUAUAGCCCCUGAUUCGUAUACGUUUCAAUUCUUAUUCAAAUCGUGCGGUGUCUCUUCGUCGGCUUUUGAAGGGCGUAUGGUGCACGGUUUGUUCGUUAAGCUGUUUCCGGAGUCCGAUGCUUAUGCGGUGAGCUCUUUGAUCCACAUGUAUAUGGAAUUGGGGCGGGUUGGUGAUGCGAGAAGAGCUUUUCAGAGGAUUAGUAGAAGAGAUGUGGUCUCGUGGACGACGAUGAUCAGUGGAAUGGCCAAAUUGGGGUUUUUGAACGAUGCCCGCAAGUUGUUCGAUGAAACUCCAGUGAGAAAUGUGGUUUCGUGGACCAGCUUGAUUGCGGGCUAUGCUCAGGCCGAUAGGGCUGAAGAAGCUAUUGAGCUUUUUACGAAGAUGUUGUCUGAUAAUGUAAAAGCAGAUACUGUUACAGUCGUCGUGGUGCUAUCGGCGUGUGCUCAGUUGAAGGAUUUAGAAUUAGGAAAAUGGAUUCACUCUUUUAUCCAAAAGGAAGGUAUCAUUAUCAAUAACAAUCUUGUAGUCGCUCUUAUCGACAUGUACUCAAAAUGUGGGGAUGUCAACUGUGCUCAAGAAUGCUUUGAUUCAAUGGGCCGCAAGGUUCUUCAGGCUUGGAAUGCCAUGAUUGAUGGAUACUGCAAAAUCGGUGACAUAGAUAGAGCUCGAUCUCUCUUUGAUCAAAUGGGCGUUUGCGAUGUCAUCUCAUUCAACUCGAUGAUCACUGGGUAUAUUCAUACUGGUAGGCUUAAGGAUGCGCUGCUCUUGUUCGCUAAGCUGCGCGAAUCUGGUUUACGGCCUGAUAAUUUCACGAUAGUAGGCUUGCUCACCGCUUGUGCAAGCUUGGGUGCAUUAGAUCAAGGCAAGGCUUUACAUGCUUGCAUUGAGGAGAAGUUAGUGCAGUGGGAUGUUUAUCUUGGCACCGCAUUGGUAGACAUGUAUAUGAAGUGCGGGAACACAGAACAAGCAAUGCUUGUUUUUCAAAGGAUGGAGGAAAGGGAUGUGCGAACUUGGGGUGCGACCAUUGCAGGCCUCGCACUGAAUGGAAUGGGAAAACUUGCAUUGGAGUAUUUUGAUUUGAUGAAGAAAGAGGGGAUCAGACCCAAUUCGGUUGCCUACCUUAGUGUUUUGACUGCGUGCAGCCAUUCUGGCUUAUUAAAGGAGGGUCGGUCGUAUUUUGAAGAGAUGAGAUCUUUGUAUAAAUUGGAGCCUGAGAUCGAGCAUUAUGGGUGUAUAAUAGACUUACUCGGUCGCAGUGGGCAUUUGAAAGAGGCAAUUGGUCUAAUAGAAACCAUGCCGGUAGAACCUAAUGCGGUAAUAUGGGCCUCCAUGUUAAGUGCCUGUAGAGUGUACAAGGAUAUGGAACUAGCUGAGAAGGCUGCAGAAAACCUCCUUAAGCUGGAGCCUAAUGAAGAUGCGGUAUAUGUACAGUUGUAUAAUAUAUAUGUAGAUUCGAGAAGGUGGGCUGAUGCUUCUAAGAUACGGAAAUUAAUGGAAGAGAGAGGUGUGAGAAAAACUGCAGGUUAUAGUUCCAUUACAGUGGCAGGCCAAGUACAUAAAUUUGUUGCUGGCGAUCAAUCACACCUACAAAUUACCGAAGUUCAAAAGAUGUUGAAUGAGAUUGCUAAGAGAUUGAAGCUAGCGGGAUACUUGCCGAUAAUUCAACAAAUCUCAGUGGAUUUAGAUGACGAGGAAAAGGAGCAGGCAUUGUUUGCUCACAGUGAGAAGAUGGCUAUUGCUUACGGGCUCAUCAGCUUACCGCCUAAUUUGCCUAUUCACGUCAUCAAGAACUUGAGGGUAUGCGAAGAUUGCCACUCCGCAAUCAAGUUGAUAUCCAAAAUUUGGAACCGGGAGAUUGUGGUCAGAGAUCGGAGUCGGUUCCACCAUUUUCGAGACGGGCGCUGUUCUUGUAAUGAUUUUUGGUAGCUUAGACACGCAAAAUGCUAAUCCUUGGAUGGAAAUUUUUCCCCCCUUUUGAUCCAUGUAACCCUAUUGAGUUCAUUUAGAAACUUCUCUGUAAUAUUUGUUUCAAAAUUAUAUAUGGAAGCUAAUUUAAAGUGCUUCUUUGUAUUGAUCUUGAUAGCAUUUGAUAUGGUGCAAUAAACAUGCUUCUUUGUAUUGA